Diaporthe citri is the source of this 1356-nucleotide messenger RNA. RefSeq lists its product as uncharacterized. The transcript is spliced from 5 exons. Bases 1 to 1356 code for a protein of 451 amino acids. Lineage: Eukaryota; Fungi; Ascomycota; Sordariomycetes; Diaporthales; Diaporthaceae. Gene Ontology annotation, biological process: tetrahydrofolylpolyglutamate biosynthetic process. The record is from RefSeq and is a predicted model, not a curated record. Gene Ontology annotation, cellular component: mitochondrion; cytosol; cytoplasm. Gene Ontology annotation, molecular function: ATP binding; tetrahydrofolylpolyglutamate synthase activity.
AUGCUGCAACGUUGCAAACUGCGAAGGAUCAAGAGAUCAGGCAACGACCUCAGCCAGUGGGCCUCACAUACGCACCACGCAAAGCAAGGUACCAAAGGCAAGGGAAGCACAUGCGCCUGGGCCGAAUCGUACCUACGGGCACACGGCAAGAGGACGGGGUUCCCCGAUAAGACAGGUCUAUACACCUCGCCUCAUCUCGUCUGCCCCGAGGAGCGCGUCCGCAUAGACUUCGAGCCGCUGUGCAAAGGGGAGUUUGCCAGGUACUUCUUCGAAGUGUGGAGUUGCCUCGUGGAGCGGAACGAUGAAAAGAUCAAUGCGCUGCCCCGGUACCACCAGCUCCUUCUUAUUGUAGCCUUGCACGCCUUCAUCAGCGAGGGGGUAGAAGCAGCCAUCAUCGAGACCCACCACGGGGGCGAGUACGACGCCACGAAUGUCAUCAGCCGCCCCGUCGUGACCGUGAUCACCUCCCUCGGCAUGGACCACGUCGAGCAGCUCGGCCCGACGAUCGAGAACAUAGCCUGGCAUAAAUCUGGCAUCUUUAAGAAUGGCGCGCAUGCGUUCUCCGCCCCUCAGGAGUCAGCCUCCGCCGCCGAGGUCCUGCGCCAUCGUGCGGCAGAUAAUGGGGUGCCCAUCCAGUUCGUGAGCGCGGACGAGUCACUGCUUCCGGCAGGGCCGCCCCGAUUCCAUCCGCCGGUUCAGGUGCUUAAUUGCUCGGUCGCCCUGGCUGCUGCGCGCGACUUCUUGAGACAAAGGGCCCCGAGGGUGAGUUCCCAGGGUAGCGACAUCCUCAACGAAGAUGACAUUCAGCGGGCGGUAGAGGGUUUCUCGUGGCCAGGCCGGUUUCAAGUGGUUGUCGAAGAGAACCACGAAUGGUUUCUCGACAGCGCGCACAAUGAGAUGAGCGUCAGCAAGGCAUCCGGAUGGUUCAUUGAAAGUAUCUCUGGAGACGCUGGACCGAGCUUGGGAGAGAAACCCAAGCGCGCUCUGAUAUUCGGCCAGUCGCACAACAACAACAGGGAUCCUGUCUCGGUUUUGGACAGUCUAGCCGUCUGUCUCAAGCCGAUUCACUUCGACAAAGUUAUCUUCACUCUGAGCUAUGACAGAGAUCAGCUUUACCAGGCGCGCCGCCAAGACACUGGGCCAGAAGAUGGUGAGCUUUUGGGAAGCUUCGAGAAAACCUGGCGGAAGCACUAUCCCGACUCCGAUGUUGUGCAAGUUGGAGACGUGGAGCAGGCUAUGACAACGGCCAGGGAUUCCUCUGCCGGUGCUGGUGGUCGCACGCAGACGCUCAUCACAGGAUGUCUACUAUUGGUUGGAGAGGCACUUUCUGUUUUGAAUGGGGGAACUGUCGUCUAG